UAUUUUAGCUGAGCUUGUUGGUUUCCCUCGUUUUCUCGGUAACACAUAGAGCACUCCUUGCUGCUCAGCCCCAGAAUCAUGUCACCGCCGUGACUUCAUGUUUUACCUCUGUAAAAACAUACUUCCUUGGUGUUUAACAGCCCAGUCGGUUCGACAUGGACGAGCCGGACACGGCAGCGAUCCUUCCCGGAGACCUCCUCGGCGCCUCAUCAACGGACGACCAGCUGUCUGAUUCUGUGGACCGGAAAGAGGAAGCGGGUCUACCGACCACCACCAGGUCCGUGCCGUCGCCGUGUACGUGCCCUGUGCCGGUGUCCGUGGAGCCGGUGCUCUUCCUCUCCAUGUUCUCACUGGCCCUCCAGGCACCUCUUUCCACGCAGUAUCUAUGGGACCGAAUUAGCGAGGACCUCGGCUUCAACGGCUCCAAGAGGUCGGAGUGCAGCAACAGCUCAGUGGAUCCAGACCCUCUGCAGAAGGAAGUUGAAACUCUAACAGCCCACUGGAACCUGUACAUUAGCCUGGGGGGCUUUUCUGUCGGGCUCUUGGUGGUCCCUCUCCUGGGCUCGUGGAGUGAUGUUGCAGGUCGCAGACCUGUCCUCAUCCUCCCCAACUUCGGCCUGGCCCUGCAGGCUGUGGUCUACCUUGUGGUGAUGUACCUCAAGCUACCUGUGGUCUACUUUCUGGUAGGUCGGCUGCUCAGUGGGCUCUCGGGGGAUUUUAAUGCCAUCCUGGCUGGCUGCUUUGCAUAUGUGGCAGACAUCAGUGAUAAGAGGUCCCGCACCUUCAGGGUGGCGGUUUUGGAAGCUUGUCUGGGAGUUUCGGGGAUGUUGGCCAGCAUCAUAGGAGGCCAGUGGCGGCGGGCACAGGGUUACAUCAACCCAUUCUGGCUGGUCCUGGCCACCAACCUGGCCUCAGCUCUCUACGCCUACCUCUUCGUCCGAGAGUCUGUCCAUCCGGACCCCAGCGCUAGGCUUUUCACCACUCGCCACCAUAAAGCUGUCUGGCACCUGUACUCCACAGGAGGCGUCAGCAGUGAAGGUGGUGGACCACUUCACAGGGGCAAGCUGUGGCUCUACACGCUGUGCUUCUUCCUGGUGGUGGGCGUUCACUUCGGCAGCAGAGAGCUGUACGUACUGUACCAGCUGAGCUCCCCGCUGUGCUGGGGCUCGGCCCUCAUUGGCUACGGAUUGGCAGCUCAUAACCUUGCCUACCUGAGCAGCCUGCUGGGGCUGAGGAUCAUGCAGCGCUGCCUUCAGGACUCCUGGGUGGCUCUGGUUGGCCUGGUCUCAAAUAUAACUGGGUUGGUGGUCUUCUCUGUGGCGGAUACCACCCAGCUUAUGUUCACAGGUUACGGCCUGUGCUUCCUCUUCAUGGCUUCAACCCCUGUCCUCAGGUCAAAGCUUUCCAAGUUGGUUGACCCGUCAGAGCAAGGGACCCUGUUUGCCUCCGUUGCCUGUGUGGAGAGCUUAUGUUUCCUUGUGGGCAGCAGCGUCUUCAACACCCUCUAUCCAGCCACACUACAUUUCAUGAAGGGUUUCACGUUCCUGUUUGCUGCCAUCAUCCUCGUCAUCCCUGCUGGAAUAAUUGGAGCUCUGCAGUGUUUCGACCAGCGGCGGGAACACAGGGACUCUGAUGCGUCCUAAGUGAUGUCAGGGAAACGGAGAACAAGGUACUCAUCCACUCUGUGAUGGUGUUAGAAACUGUAAUCCUAACAAACAUAAAGACUUCUAUUCUGCAAAGGGAUCCUUCAAAGAAGUGGCAGUAAACUGUCAAGACCAAAGAAAGAAGAAACAACCGUAUGGGAGACGUUGCAGCUAAACCUCCUCGUUUCGUGAGUCAGCAGAGCAUGGCGUUAUCGUACAAAGAGGUCCACAGUCCUACAUCAUUUCAUCAAGACAUCCACACACACGGACACACAUGAAGGCUUUCUACAUGAUUUUCUAUGUUUUUUUGUACAGCUAGUUGAGUGCUGCGUUAGAUGUUUUUGUUCCUUUUUAGCAAGAUUUAAAUCAGGGAUGUUUUCUGGUUACAUUAGUAAUCAAAACGGGAGACAGCCUUGACACACUUAAUGUCUGUUCAACCAGAAGUUAAAGCUCUCUUUUAAAAGAAAUUCUGGACGUUCUGCUAAACAUUUUUUUUUAACUAGUCUAAGAUCUGGAAAACGUUUUCUUCUACCUGGGUCCUGGUUGAUCGGUUUUACGUCUAAGUGACAUUUUGUCACCAAAACGUAAAAAUCAACAAAUAUUGAAAGCAGUUUGCCAAAAACUGAAGGGAAAAAAAAAAAAAGACAAUGCGGGAUCCAAAUGAUCUUUGGUUUUAAAAUUUUAAUUUGAGUCGUUUUAAACGAAGAGAUGACAAUAAGCUUGAGUUUUUUUAUGGUCAUGGUGGAUUUUAUACUCAGACUACUUAUUUAUCAAAUCAUUUUGGGAAUAUUAAAAGUUAAAUACAGAUGAUACCAUGCAAAUUUGGACAACUCCAAUUAAAUGUUUGGUGGUUGUUUUUAUGCUGUAAUGAUGUAACACCUGUUUUGGUUUUUGCACUUGGAUGGAAAAUAAACUCUCUUAAUUAA
Messenger RNA from Girardinichthys multiradiatus, 2569 nucleotides. RefSeq names its product solute carrier family 46 member 1 (gene slc46a1). NCBI's taxonomy places the organism in Eukaryota, Metazoa, Chordata, Actinopteri, Cyprinodontiformes, Goodeidae. The transcript is spliced from 6 exons. The coding region runs from base 156 to 1643 and encodes 495 amino acids. Gene Ontology annotation, cellular component: plasma membrane. Gene Ontology annotation, molecular function: transmembrane transporter activity. The record is from RefSeq and is a predicted model, not a curated record. Gene Ontology annotation, biological process: transmembrane transport.